UGAAUGUUCGUGAGUUUCUGCGAUGAUCCAAAAGCACCUCGAGAUGCCCUUCAGCCAAUAUAUGAGCGUGUCUGCGGUGCAAAUAUAUACAGUCAUAUAUACAGUAAAUACAGUUUAAAUGAUAUCUGUGCAUAUGCGCUGUAUGUUGCAAGAUUCUUUGCCGUACCUGGGCAUUUGGGCAGUUUAUGGAUAUUCUUGGAACUGGAAUGCCACAAUAUUGUGACGCAGAGACGCAGUCUUCACGUUCCUCGCGCGUGCAUGGAGGGACUAUAAGUGGGAGCUAUUGCUAGAAUCGAUGUGGUCGGGGGCUGCAGGCACUGUGGAGUAUAUCUGUGGGGGAAAAAAUCACUUCUCCUUCCCUCUUCUUUUUCGUUUUUGUCGUUUUCUUUUGUGGAAUACACAUUCACACGUUUUAACUGUGAAAAAUGCUUCUCCUGCUAUUUGGAAUAGUGGUUUUGCACCUGGCUGCCCUCACCGUCCUCUUCGUCUCCACUGUUUUCAGCGCCUGGACAGUGGGAGAAAGCAGUAGCUCUGACCUUUGGACUAACUGCUCCUCAUUCAAUGAAGGCUAUCACUGUGUGUCUACUUACUCAGGAGAGUGGAUGCUGGCCGUGCAGAGCCUCAUGGUCCUGUCUGUUUCUUUCUGUGGCAUCGCCUUCUUCGUCUUCUUCUGCCAGAUCUUCACCCUCAAGAAAGGUGGACGCUUCAUCCUCACCGGGAUCAUCCAUAUCAUUGCCAGCUUGCUGGUGCUGAGUGCAGCAAUCAUCUACACUCUGAUGAGUCCAGAAUGGGUACCGGAGGGUAAUUUCUUUGGAUUUGCAUACUUCCUGGCUUGGGUGGCUUUCCCCUUGGCCUUGUUCAGUGGCUUAUUGUACCUCGUGCUGAGGAAGAAAGAAUGAUUACCGACAGUGACUGCAUGGGGUCCUGUUCCAGCUUUGAGAUAUCGGGUGGACCACAAGAGUCUCUGGAGGGCUGGGGAGUGUUUUAAGAAAUUAGCUUGCUUCUUUUCUAUUUACAGUAAUAAAUAAGCCUGUGAUUGGCUGGCAUGUGACCAGCCUUGAUGUAGACCAAGCUCAUGAUUGGGUGGGCCAGGCCGAUCCUGACCCCCCCCCGUGAAGCCUGGCCUGAAAUGUACAUUGGAGUGACUAGGAAUAACUCGAGGUCAUCAGCAGAGAGGAAGACCCUCAAGAGGAUACUGUCAUCAUUAGAGGCUGUAUGUAGUACAGCAUGAGAGAAUCCUAUUUAUGUCUGUCAUACCUGUACAUAGCAUUGCUGUGACACUUUGUCAGAUAAUGUUAAAAAUGUUUAGUUAGAUGGUACAUUAGUUAAAAGUUGCUUUGAAAUUAUUUUAUUGUGAAAAAUCUACAUUUUAAUUUAUUUGUCUCGUUUUUAAACUGCCUGAAACACUUGUCAAACCAAAGAGCGAGUAUAAGCAACAGUCUGCGACAGAAAUGUUCAAAUCUGUUUAUUGAAAAAUAAGCAGUAGCCCAAAUGCCAAAAACAAGCAUUUUGGUUUAGGCUGCCAAUGUAUUUUUAUUGGCUAUGACCAGUCAAAAAAUGUAUGUAUGUUAAAUAUUGUGUUUUUCUUUUUUUUCCAAAAAUUAAAAGGUGCUAAAUAUUUGGUAAUUAUACCUUUACAGUUUCUUACAAUAUGGAGGCAAUUUAUGUGCAUUGCAGUAUUUAAGGGAAUACCCCUAAAAUGCGGGAUUUUUUCAGCGUAGUUACUGUGCAUGUGUGGGGAACGUGUGGAUUCCGAAAUACUUUAUGAGGGGAAAAAAAACCAACGACAGGUUUAUUUGACAGUUUCCUGAGAACUUUGUAUGUUUCACCAAACAUAAAUUGGCAGCUUAUUCUAAAGAAUAAAUGUAAUUAUUUU
Molecule: messenger RNA, 1876 nt
Organism: Brienomyrus brachyistius
Lineage: Eukaryota; Metazoa; Chordata; Actinopteri; Osteoglossiformes; Mormyridae
Product: peripheral myelin protein 22-like
Exons: 5
Coding region: 426-899 (157 amino acids)
Cellular component (GO): plasma membrane
Source: RefSeq, a predicted model, not a curated record